CUGGGUGACGCAGGCAGCUCUCGAGCUCGGCGGGCGUGGUGACGUGCGACCCGUCACGUGAACCGCCCCCGUUUUAAACGGCGUCCGAGCUGGCGCCCGGCUCUUUUGUGAUCGCGAGCGGCCGUGGAAGGUGAACGUUGCUGGCGCGAGCAGGCAGGAAAGAGGAACAGUUAACAAUGUUAUCCCGAUUCUCACGUUACAUAAAUUCCAGUGGUUCGGUUUUGAAGCAAAGAAUCCAGGCGGUGACCUAUUUUGGUGCCACGGAAGCUUCAUUAAAAACUGACAAGUCAAUCACUCCUGAAGAAAUUUUUGCUCGUGAAGAAAAGUAUGGCGCUCAUAAUUACCACCCCCUGCCUGUUGCGUUGGUCAGAGGAGAAGGAAUUUAUGUGUGGGAUGUUGAAGGCAGGCGGUACUUCGACUGCCUGAGUGCUUACAGUGCUGUGAAUCAGGGACAUUGUCAUCCAAAGAUUAUUGCUGCACUUAAAUCACAAGCUGAUAAAUUGACUCUCACUUCACGAGCUUUCUACAAUAACGUACUGGGGGAAUAUGAAGAAUAUAUUACUAAAUUGUUCAACUACAACAAGUUGCUGCCGAUGAAUACAGGUGUAGAAGGAGGAGAAACUGCCUGCAAGUUGGCUCGCAAAUGGGCAUAUGAAGUUAAAGGAAUUCCUAAAUACAAAGCAAAAAUCCUUUUUGCAGCUGGCAAUUUUUGGGGUAGGACUAUAUCUGCCAUUUCCAGUUCAACAGACCCCAGUUGUUAUGAAGGAUUUGGCCCGUUUAUGCCUGGGAUUGAAAUUAUUCCAUACAAUGAUCUGCCAGCAAUCGAGCGUGCAUUCCAAGACCCGAAUAUGGCAGCUUUUAUGGUGGAACCCAUCCAGGGAGAAGCCGGUGUAGUUGUUCCAGACAAAGGUUAUCUUCAAGGAGUGAGAGAAUUGUGCACAAAGUAUAAUGUCCUAUUCAUUGCGGAUGAAGUACAAACCGGACUGGCUAGAACUGGUCGCAGAUUGGCAUGUGAUCAUGAAGGCGUUAAACCAGAUAUUGUUAUACUUGGAAAAGCACUCUCUGGGGGAGUAUAUCCUAUUUCAGCUGUUUUAUGUAAUGAUGAAAUUAUGUUGACCAUUAAGCCAGGUCAGCACGGGUCUACAUAUGGUGGCAAUCCAUUGGCAUGUCGCAUUGCUAUUGCUGCCCUAGAGGUCCUUGAAGAAGAGAAACUGGCAGAAAAUUCAGAAGAAAUGGGAAUGCUCUUUCGAAGUGAGCUGAUGAAACUGCCGUCAGAUGUUGUGACUGCUGUGCGAGGAAAGGGAUUAUUAAAUGCGAUUGUUAUUAAAAAUACAAAAGAUUUUGAUGCCAUGGAUGUUUGUCUUCGUCUACGAGAUAAUGGGCUGCUAGCUAAGCCAACCCACGGGGACAUCAUUAGACUGGCACCUCCUCUUGUGAUCAAAGAGGAAGAAAUACGAGAAAGUGUGGACAUCAUCCAGAAGACAAUUUUGUCAUUUUGAAGGGGACUGAAACUUGAUGUGUGUGCUUUCUUUUCAACAAGGUGGUAUUUCUUGCUCAUUGUACCAGGGAUUUAUUUGAAGCUGCAGAUGUUUUUCAACCCCUUCUCAAAUAAUCAUACUUAAGAAAUUUAAAUUCAGUGAAAUAAUACACUUAGUUUGAACUUUUGGUGAGAUUGUAGUCUACUUACUGCCUUUAACUAUCCAAAGAUUCUAUAUAGUCAUCACUAUGGGAUUUAAAAAAAAAUGUUUUUGCUUUGACCAGGUUAUUGAAUGAUGUAACCCAAUUUACACACAUCAUUCUCUGAAACUUUCAUUGACAUAAUGCAAGUUGAAUCAUCCGAUGGAGAAUGUUAUGCAUUUUUUUGGUUUCCAUGCUGCUAACGUUUGGAAAAUGAAAUGUUUCCCCAUCGCUGUCAUUGAAUCGGAGCUUUAGCUUCUGUGUUCACAGUCUGCAAUUUAUCAACAGUCAAAAUUGAAUAAGUACAUUUAUAGCACAACUACAAGGCUUUUCAGGGUAAAUGUGUAAUUAUUAUAUUUUGAGGACAUGACUUCAGCAUGGAAAAGAUAAAAAUGUUGUCUGGAAGCAGAAAUGGAAUCCUGUCUUCAACAUCACACUUCAGGAUCAGAAAAUGGUGGAUUGGAUGAAGUAUGAUGUGAUUACCAACAUAUGCUAUGUAAAUAUAGUUUGGAUGCAAUUAAGUUAUCUAGAUUUUGAUCCAGUGUGCUUGGCUGAUACCUCUGAAGUUGUGACUUGCUACCUUGCUGAGCACUCAUUGCGGUGAGCUGGUAUAUUUUUAGGAUGCAUCUGAGAAUCUGUUACAUAAUUCUGUGCAGUAAAUGAGAUUAUGUUGACCCUAUUGAAUUCUUCUGUUCAUUAGAAAAAGCCUUGGAUGCUACUGUAAUGAUAAACCAAGGUUUUUGUUCAGCUGUACAAGAGCAAGAUGUAUAUUCUUGUAAGAUGCUCAUUAUGCAAUAUCCUUGGUUUAAUAAAGUAUUUUGAAAAGGA
Leucoraja erinaceus (little skate) is the source of this 2505-nucleotide messenger RNA. It is a transcript of the gene oat, whose product is annotated as ornithine aminotransferase. The transcript is spliced from 10 exons. The record is from RefSeq and is a predicted model, not a curated record. The coding region runs from base 177 to 1499 and encodes 440 amino acids. Gene Ontology annotation, cellular component: cytoplasm. Gene Ontology annotation, molecular function: L-ornithine transaminase activity; pyridoxal phosphate binding; identical protein binding. NCBI's taxonomy places the organism in Eukaryota, Metazoa, Chordata, Chondrichthyes, Rajiformes, Rajidae.